GGGCCAUCUUCUUUACUGUAUUGCACAAGCUGAUGCAAGUAGAUCUCGCUGCUUGCUGGAGCAGACUUUUGGCGGACCAAGGCUAUCCCUGAGAAAGGCAUACCGUCAAUAAAAACGACAGAUGGACCUAACGGUGCUCGAGGAGAGUUCUUCACAAACGGCACACCAGCUGCGCUAUUCCCGUGUGGUAUUUCCAUGGCAUCGACAUGGAAUGUAGAUAUGAUGGAAGAGAUCGGGCGGCACCUGGGAGAGGAGACCAAAGCUCGCGGCGCAAACGUUCUUCUUGCACCCACAGUGUGCAUGCAUCGAUCACCACUUGGCGGACGGAACUUUGAGUCUUACUCCGAGGAUCCGUUUCUGACAGGAAAACUUGCUGCUUCAUAUGUUCGCGGUCUGCAGAGCAAAGGUAUUGCUGCGACUAUCAAGCACUUCGUUGGGAACGAGCAAGAAACCGAACGUAAGGCUUAUGAUGCCAUCAUCGCGGAACGACCACUUCGCGAGAUCUACCUCAAGCCAUUUGAGAUCACUGUCCGUGACGCUUCGCCAUGGGCUCUGAUGAGCUCAUACAACUUGGUCAACGGUAUCCAUGCCGAUGAAAGCGAACACACCAUCAAGGACAUCCUGCGAGGCGAGUGGGGAUGGAACGGAGCGAUCAUCUCCGACUGGACAGGCACAUACGCUACUGCACCAUCAAUAAAAGCCGGUGUCGACAUUGAGAUGCCCGGUCCCUCCAAGUGGCGGAAGUUCGAGCAGGUCGAAGAGGCCCUUGUAAAUGGUGAGCUGGAGCCGAAAGACAUUGAAGAGGCUGCUGCGCGAGUACUCUAUCUGGUAGACCGCACGAAAGGCCUGGGCAACAAGACGCCCGAAGAACCCGAACAGUCUAUCGACAAUGUUGAGACAAGGAACCUGAUUCUCCAAGCUGGAAUCGAGGGGUUGACAUUAUUGAAGAACGAGAACAACGUGUUGCCAAUCAGGAAUGCUAAGACAAUCGCACUCAUCGGACCAAAUGUCAAGCGAUCGAUCGCGAGCGGUGGCGGCAGCGCAGGUCUCAACCCUUAUUACCGAUCAAGUCCAUGGGACGGGAUGCGCAACCGUUUCGAUGGUGAGCUCACCUUUGCCCAGGGAUGCGAUAGCUCAAAGUGGCUACCGCUCGCGACGCCAUACUGCACGGCUCCAGAUGGCCAGCAAGGCGUGCGACUUGAGUACUACCGCGGAGACAGGUUCAAGGGCGAGCCAGCCGUAGUCCAACACAAAGUCAGCACAGAUCUCUGGUUGUGGGACUCCGCACCUAUGGAACUCCUCCCCGCAUUCUCUUUCAAGGUCAAAUCGAUUCUUACCCCGAAGACAACCGGCAAUCACAGCUUCAGCUUCGCCUCUGUCGGGCCUGGACGCAUGUAUCUCGACGGCCAGCUCUUCAUCGACAAUUGGGACUGGAUCGAAGAGGGCGAAGCCAUGUUCUCCGCGUCUCAAGACGUCCUCAAAUCCAUCCAUCUUACCGCCAACAAACCCGUUGAAAUCCGAAUUGAAUCGACCAGCGAAGUUCGUCCUGCGAGCAAAGUAUCCAUCAUCGGCCGCCGCCACGACUACGGUGGUUGCCGCAUUGGCUACCAGGAAGAAGAUGGCAUCAAUCGCCUCGCGGAAGCCGCUUCCACCGCCGCAGCCGCCGACGUUGCUGUGCUCGUCGUCGGACUCGACGCAGAAUGGGAAUCGGAAGGCUACGACCGCCAGACCAUGGACCUCCCCAAAGGCGGCUCCCAGGACGCCCUCAUCGAAGCCGUCCUCGCCGCCAACCCGCGCACCAUUGUCGUAAACCAGUCCGGGACACCCAUCAGCAUGCCGUGGGUGCACCGCGCGCCCGCGAUCCUACAGGCGUGGUACCAAGGCCAGGAAGCCGGAAACGCGCUCGCAGACGUGCUGCUGGGCAAUGCGUCCCCCAGUGGGAAACUGCCGACUACCUUCCCCGUGCGUAUCGAGGACAACCCCGCGUUCCACAACUGGCCGGGUGAGAACCUGAAGACCGUGUAUGGCGAGGGCAUAUACGUCGGAUACCGUCACUACGAACGCUCUCGCAUUGUGCCCUUGUUUCCCUUUGGCCACGGCCUCACAUACACCACCUUCUCAUACGCCGCGCCAACCCUGUCCAGCACUGUGCUCACCGAGACGGGUCACGUCACUCUAACUGUCAAGGUCACAAACACAGGCACAGCGCCAGCAGCAGAGAUUGUGCAAGCGUACAUCCGCGACCCCAAAUCCGCGCUGCCGCGGCCGGAGAAGGAACUCCAGGCCUUUAGCAAAGUGAUCCUCCAGCCCGGCGAAACCAAGGCGGUGCAUAUGAAGCUGGACAAGUACUCGGUCGGAUACUUUGACACGAGUCUGGGGCUGGCCGGCGCGUGGAUCGCCGAGGAGGGCGCGUUCGAGGUCCUGGUUGGCGCGAGCAGUACUGAUAUCCGGUGAGUUAUGUCCCCGCUGCAUGGUCAAGGAGAGAGAGAGAGAGAGAGAGAGGGAGUCAGCUAA
This is a messenger RNA of Didymella exigua CBS 183.55, 2514 nucleotides long. Its product is annotated as glycoside hydrolase family 3 protein. Gene Ontology annotation, molecular function: beta-glucosidase activity. The record is from RefSeq and is a predicted model, not a curated record. The transcript is spliced from 2 exons. The coding region runs from base 196 to 2454 and encodes 752 amino acids. Gene Ontology annotation, biological process: glucan catabolic process. NCBI's taxonomy places the organism in Eukaryota, Fungi, Ascomycota, Dothideomycetes, Pleosporales, Didymellaceae.